Odontomachus brunneus is the source of this 1224-nucleotide messenger RNA. Its product is annotated as sentrin-specific protease 8-like. Bases 329 to 1012 code for a protein of 227 amino acids. Gene Ontology annotation, biological process: proteolysis. Gene Ontology annotation, molecular function: cysteine-type peptidase activity; deNEDDylase activity. The transcript has 2 exons. The record is from RefSeq and is a predicted model, not a curated record. NCBI's taxonomy places the organism in Eukaryota, Metazoa, Arthropoda, Insecta, Hymenoptera, Formicidae.
GCGUGACGCGCUAAGUGGGAAUGCACCCGAAACGCCGUUGACACUUCGUAAGUGAGAAAGAGAAAACGCACUUGCUUUUUAUUCUUUCUAUACGUUUUUCUAUGCAUUAUAUGUAUAGAAAAAUAACAAAUUAGAAAGCCAGGAAGAGGAAUAAGAGAUACUGGUUUCCAAAAUAAACCUACGCCUGUAAGAGAACGAAGAAGAUAUUUGUUCCCUUCGUUUCCUAUUGCGUUUGCUCAUCUCAAUAGUUAUGCAGAUUCACGAUUAGACCUCAGGUCGAUUCCGAUCUCUAUAUUAUGUCAAUAUCGUUGGACUAACUUCAAAGCUCAUGAUGGCACACGCUGAGGAGGAGGAAGAUCAAGUUGUGUUGAGUUAUCAUGACAGUCUGCUGAGAUUAUCAGACGUGAACUUGCUGAAGGGAACUCAUUGGCUGAAUGAUGCUGUCAUUGGGUUUUACUAUGAGUACCUGACUCAACAGUAUCAGAAGGAUGGUAACAUUCAGCUAUUAUUUAUGAAUCCUCCAUUGACUCAGUUGCUGAGAAUGGAGAACCCCACGAAUUACGGCACGUUUCUUGACACCGUGGACGCAAAGAACUACAGCUUUGUAUUCUUCCCUCUGAAUAAUUGCGACAGCUUGGUAUCACCAGGUGGCACACACUGGAGCCUACUGGUGUAUUCUCGCACUGAUCAGAUGUGUUACCAUUAUGAUUCAUCUAGCACUUUCAUCAACAGUUUCAUCGCGUUUGAUUUCACAAUGAACCUGAUCAAAUAUUUCCUUGGUAAGCCAAGAAGGAGAUACAAUGAAAUGAUAUCACCUUAUCAAACGAAUGGCCACGACUGUGGCCUGCAUAUCUUAUGUCUGACAGAUGUGAUCUCCAGACAUAUUCUGAGGACGUCUAAGAUAAGUGACUGCGACUUUAGGGCGAUUCCAGAAAUGGUACAAUACAAGCGUACUCAGUUGUUGAAUUUGAUUGAGACUAUAAAGAGUACCCAUUCUACUGAUAACGAGUAAAAGGUGUCAUCGCUUUUGCUGUGCAUUAAGGCUUCUGGUUCUUCAUCGCGGAACUUUCGAUUAAUUAAGCGAGAAAACGCAUAUCCAAACUUCUUGCGAAAUACGCUAAAAUAAAAGGAUACAUUGAUCCUUAUAAUCGAUUGAGCAUAUUUGUAAAAUAUUCAAAACAUUUUCUUUUUGUUCUAGCAAUCAAUAAAUAAUCGUAAAAUUAA